This is a messenger RNA of Diutina rugosa, 765 nucleotides long. RefSeq names its product 60S ribosomal protein uL2 (gene RPL2). The transcript has a single exon. The record is from RefSeq and is a predicted model, not a curated record. Gene Ontology annotation, cellular component: ribosome; cytosolic large ribosomal subunit. Gene Ontology annotation, molecular function: structural constituent of ribosome; RNA binding. The coding region runs from base 1 to 765 and encodes 254 amino acids. Lineage: Eukaryota; Fungi; Ascomycota; Pichiomycetes; Serinales; Debaryomycetaceae. Gene Ontology annotation, biological process: cytoplasmic translation.
AUGGGUAGAGUCAUCAGAAACCAAAGAAAGGGGGCCGGGUCGAUUUUCACCGCCGUGACCAGACUCAGAAAGGGCGCUGCCAAGCUCCCCACCCUUUCGUACGUGUCGAGACACGGUUACGAAAGAGGUGUCGUCAAGCAAAUCAUCCACGACUCGGGCAGAGGCGCCCCCUUGGCCAAGGUCGUGUUCAGAGACGCUUACCGUUACAAGUUGAGAGAAGAAACCUUCAUUGCCAACGAAGGUGUCUACACCGGCCAGUUCAUCUACGCCGGUAAGAAGGCGUCGUUGAACGUCGGUAACGUGUUGCCCUUGGGCUCGUGCCCCGAAGGUACCAUCGUCUCCAACGUCGAAGAAAAGCCCGGUGACCGUGGUGCCCUCGCCAGAACCUCGGGUAACUACGUCAUCAUCAUCGGCCACAACCCCGACGAAAACAAGACCAGAAUCAAGUUGCCCUCGGGUGCCAAGAAGGUGGUGUCGUCGGACGCCAGAGGUGUCGUCGGUGUCAUCGCCGGUGGUGGUCGUAUCGACAAGCCCUUGCUCAAGGCCGGUCGUGCCUUCCACAAGUACAAGGCCAAGAGACACUCGUGGCCCAAGACCAGAGGUGUUGCCAUGAACCCCGUGGACCACCCUCAUGGUGGUGGUAACCACCAGCACAUUGGUAAGGCCUCGACCAUCUCCAGAGGCGCCGUCUCGGGUCAAAAGGCCGGUCUUAUUGCUGCCAGAAGAACUGGUUUGCUCAGAGGUACCCAAAAGACUUCGGAUUAG